AUGGUAGCUUUGUUCCACGAUAUGAUGCAUAAAGAGAUAGAGGUAUAUGUGGAUGACAUGAUUGCAAAAUCUCAUACAGAAAGGGAUCAUACUGUCAAUCUCAAGAAGCUGUUCAAGAGAUUGCGAAAGUUUCAGCUCAAGUUGAACGCUGCAAAAUGUACUUUUGGUGUAACUUCUGGGAAAUUGUUAGGGUUCAUAGUAAGUGAAAAGGGAAUUGAAGUGGACCCGGAUAAGAUACGAGCUAUUCAAGAGUUGCCACCUCCCAAAACGCAAGAAGAAGUGAGAGGAUUUUUAGGGAGAUUGAAUUACAUUGCUCGAUUUAUAUCCCAGCUCACCUGCAAAUGUGAUCCAAUCUUCAAGCUGCUUCAAAAACGAGACCCAGGAGAAUGGAAUGAAGAAUGUCAAAUAGCCUUUGAUAAAAUCAAAGAAUAUCUCACAAAUUCACCGGUUUUGGUGCCACCGAUGGUUGGAAAACCUAUUAUUUUGUAUUUAACUGUGAACAAGAAUUCUAUGGGAUAUGUACUGGGACAACAUGAUGAAACUGGGAAGAAAGAACAGGCCAUAUAUUACUUGAGCAAGAAAUUCAUAGAGUAUGAGUCCAAAUACUCUGCACUCGAAAAGAUGUGUUCUCGAUGGCAAGUGCUAUUGUCUGAGUAUAAUAUUGUGUAUGUAUCCCAAAAAUCAAUCAAAGGGAGCGUCAUUGUUGAUUUCCUCGCAGAUCGAGCUAAUGAGGAUUAUGAAUCUAUAAAUUUCGAUUUUUCAAAUGAAGAUUUGAUGGUCGUCUUGCACAUAGAAAACGACGGCCCCAAAGAACUUAAUCCAUGGAAGAUGUAUUUUGAUGGAGCAUCCAAUGCUUUGGGGCACGAAAUUGGGGCAGUGUUGAUUUCUCCAAAUGAAAAAUACUAUCUAGCCAUGGUGAGAUUGAAUUUCAAUUGUACUAAUAAUAUAACAGAGUAUGAGGCGAUGGUAAUGGGAUUACAAGCAGCAAUCGAGAUGAAGGUCGGCGCGAUAGAGCUAGUUACAGAAUUAAGCAAACAAUUCAAGGAAAUCAACUUCAACCAUUUGCCUCAAGAAGAAAAUCAGAUUGCUGAUGCUUUAGCCACUCUCGCAGCAAUGUUCAAAAUAAAAGAAACGGCUUAUGUACGCCCUUUUGAUUUAGAAGUCCGUGAAGCCUCCGCACACUACUUGAAUGUUGAGGAAGAGGUUGAUGGUAAGCUGUGGUUCAUCCAAAGGGAGAUCAUAUGUCGGUAUGGGCUGUCGGAAAGAAUCAUUACUGAUAAUGCAAGCAAUUUGAUUGGUGCGAUGGUGAAAGAGGUUUGCGCUAAAUUCAAGAUCAAGCAUCAUAACUCAACAACUUACCGUCCGAAGAUGAACGGAGCGGUAGAGGUAGCCAACAAAAAUGUCAAAAAGAUUGUCGAAAAGAUGACUGAAGUUUAUAAAGAUUGGCAUGAGAAACUUCUUUUUGCCUUGCAUGCAUAUCGAACUUCUGUGCGUACCUCUACUGGGGCAACUCCGUACUCAUUAGUAUAUGGUACAGAAGCAGUUCUACCUAUUGAAGUAGAAAUCCAAUCAUUGAGGGUGUUGAUGGAAACAAAAUUGGAAGAUGCUGAGUGGGUCCGCUCCCGCUACGAGCAAUUGAAUCUGAUUGAAGAGAAAAGGCUCGUGACUCUUUGUCACGGCCAGAUGUACCAACGAAAGAUGAUGUGA
Messenger RNA from Theobroma cacao (cacao), 1707 nucleotides. Lineage: Eukaryota; Viridiplantae; Streptophyta; Magnoliopsida; Malvales; Malvaceae. The record is from RefSeq and is a predicted model, not a curated record.